AUGACGGAUAUCAGUAACCAAAGCUCCGCAUAUCGUGCACCCCCGCGCCAGCGAUUUUCCCAGGGAUUCGCUGCAUCUCAAGCACCACAGCCUCAGCAAGACCAGACUCCCAGGUACUCAGCACAAUCUCAGCAGUCGCAGUUGCCGCAACCCCGUACGCCAACUGCUUCGCAGUCCGGCAUCCCACUGCGCAGAACCUUGAUGACUCCGGCUACAUCUCGUUCAAACAUCCAAGCCGGGUCUCGUCGGUAUGGGUUGCCUUCCGGGAUUUCUACCCCCGGUAAAGCCAACGACGAUGCACCUAUCUCCCCUCGACAGGAUCCAUCUCAAACAAGGAUCAUCGCCCCAUCGGCCAAACUAGCAGCCAGUUAUACCCCUAUAUCGCGCCCGAGAACGAACAGUUUUGGAACCACACGGAGGUUUGGCAUCCGGCAACGACCCAUGGCCAUCUCCGACGGUGCAGUAAAUUCCUUCGACGACAACAUUGAUUGA
Messenger RNA from Aspergillus oryzae RIB40, 492 nucleotides. RefSeq lists its product as uncharacterized. The record is from RefSeq and is a predicted model, not a curated record. Lineage: Eukaryota; Fungi; Ascomycota; Eurotiomycetes; Eurotiales; Aspergillaceae. Bases 1 to 492 code for a protein of 163 amino acids. The transcript has a single exon.